GACGUCAUUGACUGAAGCAGGAAGAGGGCAGGAAUUAGCUUUCCCCCAGGGCCCAGAUUCGACGCCUACCGAUCCAGCGGCUGCUCAUCAAUCUUAUGCCCCGUCCCAAAAAUAUGCGUUGUCUAUUUGUAUGUUUUUAUUGUGUAAAAAUUAUGAAAAUGAGUCAAUGAGAUUGUUGCCAGUUUACUUCUGCGUUAUGGGCCGAUUUGCUUGUAGAUCUUGAAUUUGCAUUGGACGAUUUGUGCAGUAAACACCACCCGGAUGCGCUAUGCUGCAAUUGGAAUUGUUGGCUGCAGAAUUACAACGUUAACUCAGCUGGAACUGGAAAAUCGAAGGCGGGGGUUGCUGUUUCGGUGCUUGAUUAAAAAAUUAUCUUCGAAAAAUGGGCAAACCCAACCCGACCAGCGGAGGUAAUGAAUCUUUAUAUAGCUAUGCACCUAUUUAUGAGCUAAUUUGUAUUGAAACAACAAGGACAGACAGGAAAACCAUGUUGAUGCAAUGCCCUAUAUGUUAACAUCUGAAUAGACUAUGGAUUUUGAAUUCAUCAUGGCAUGUCUCUGGUUGUCCUUCAUGUAGCAUGCAUACAUUUAUGCCGGUUUGCCAUUAGGACAAAGAAUCUGUACCAAGGCACAACUGACAGAAACACAAUGGACUGCCGGUUUCUUCAUAACCCUUCAAAAAGUUGAUCUUUGCAAUGCCUUUUCGGAGAGUGCAGGUGUCCCAGAAGCCAAGAGAUGCAGUGUCUCGUCGGAGCUCUCAUAGUCCUUUGAGACAAUCAGCGAUGGGGAACAGACAACUUACCCCAUCGGCUCCACCUGGAAGAGGCAAAAAUUCCCUGUUAAACAAACCUACAAGGAAAAAUGUUCUUCAUGUGAAUAGAGCAGUUGGCGAUGGAGGAUUUCAGAAGAAGUCCUCGUCUGGAGCCGUAACAACGGUGGGAACAACAGGUAUGAUUCCUUUUCAAAGAGCUUCCAGAAGAGAACCACACGUAGAACCGCAAGCCACGGAAGUGUCUAAGAAGUUGGUGUCAAAGAAAAAUGAUGUCUCUCAUAGGCAGUCUCUUGAGCAGCAAGACAGUGGAACCAGCAACCUAACCAACAGCAAAGAAAGGAGCUCAGCAUCAACAUCAGACUCAAAGACUCUCCAAUCAGGAGGGUCAAAUACUAGAAGUGUGAGGCCCAAACUGAAGCGACCAUCUGUUCCCAAAGAUCAGAUAAAAACUAGUCGAUCUUCCCAAAAGACUUCCAAUCAUACAGGUGCCAUUAAUGUUGAUUCAGGUGCUAAUGGUAGAAACCCAAGUGAGGUGGAAUUGGUCAAUGUAACCUCCACGAGUCCCAGAAGAAGAAUUGUAAGGCGCAAAUCCCAAACCACAGCAGCUGAACGAAAAAAUGAUAAUGAUGAUGUUCACUUGGCUUCAUCAAUAAACGAAAAUGAAAGAACUAAUGAUGUAUCUCUGAGCUCAUUUGAAGUUAAUGGAGUUGAAGAUGACCAACUGGACAUUGUAUCUUUGUCACUUGACGUAGGAAACUCUCCCAAUAAUAAUAUACCAGUGCCGAGAACAGUUUCGCAGCCCUCGGAUGAGAACUUACCAGAAAGAACAGUAAGGAACAAUGCAAGUGAACAUUCAGAGGAAACACCAAGGCUAGAUAAUAGGAGACCAUUGUCUCGAUCACAACCAUUGAAUCAGACCCUACCAGAAGGUUACCAUAGACCGGGAACUGCCAGACAAACUUCAAAUGAAGAGUCAGAGAACAAUCUAAGAAGACAAACUGAACUACCCUCUGAAAUGCUUCCUAGACCCCUGUCUCAAUUUGAGACUGGCAGACCGACUUUUCAACCAGCGACAGCUAUAGCAACAGAUUUUCAUGAAAGUUCUCAGGUCACAUCGGGUCAAGACAGGCAACCAAACAGUGUCAGAAGAAGCCUUGAAAGAUUAGGAACUGGAUCAGAAAGAAGUAUUACGGGUGAAAGAUCAAGGCUUGCCCGGCAAAGUGCAUUAGGUUUGUCAUCGCGAGGUAGACCAAGAGAAAUGAUUGAUGUCAAUUCAGCAGUAUCAGAAUUGACCACAACUGUUCCUCAAUCUCCCAGAACACAACCUGGAAGAGUUGGUAGAAACUCUAGGUUAGAGGCGAGUACUGCAUCAACUGAAGAAGAUGUAUGGGUUCCUCGACUAAGACCAGAUAGUGGGGAUUCAACCUCUCCCCUUCAUGAUCAGAACCCUAACUCUUCAACCCAAUUGCCAUUUUCGUCAGAAGCAUCAAGUGUCCAUCACGGACGAAGUGAAUCCCCUAAUGUGGUGUUCAGAGACAGUCCUGUGACAGGGUUAUUACAUAGAAGACAUUCCAGGUUGUCAUCAUCUGAAAACGAAACAUAUCCCUCAGUGAGAAACACUACUAGAAAUGCCCCAACUGUUCCUAGCAGAAGUGGUCUCUACAGAGCCCUGUCACUCAAUAAUGACAAUACAUCUGCAAGUGAGUCAAAUGCAUCUGAAAUAACAACAACUAUUAUUCCAUCACAAAAUCAGAGAGGUACUAGGACAAAUAGCAGAAUUGGAAACAUCGACAAUGAUGAUGUUGCGAGCUGGAGACAAAUUGAAAGGGAGCACUCCUACCCAUCAAGGGAACCCAGACAACGCCUGAUCUACCAGGAUCGCAAUAGGGGUCAUGAGACAAUCCUUAACCGCAAUACGUCAGGACAUAGAAUUGUCCCACCCAGUAUAGAUUCAUUUCCAGACAUCAGUGAUGAGCAGGAAUUUCCUCCGCUUGGUAACCCUGCUUCUCCUGCUGGUGCUUUUAGAAAUGGCAGUGGCCAGGUUCAGACAUCGCAAGGUAGUGGUUCGGAUUAUGGUUUUACGGCAAGGAACAGAAGAAGUGAGACACCUCCACCAACACCAACACCUGGCAGGGAUCCCCCCGAAGAAAGAUUGACAGGAGAUGACCCUAUGCCCAUGGUAGACCACCUUGUCUUGUUAGCAUCCCCAAUCUUUGGUCCUCUUAUGCUGCAAGCCUCUCCCGCAGUUCUUUUCAACAUGCUAUCUCGUGCCAGAAGAGACUUUGGGGGAGAAUUUGUUGAAUUGCUGAUUGAGAAUGUAGUGUUGAACCUCCUUGCCCAGCACACGUUUGAUGGUGCCAACCAAACUCAGAACAACAAUGGAGCGCCCCCUCCAGCCUCACAGGAGACAAUUGAAUCCUUGGAAAAGGUUACUGUUACCAAGCAGAUGGUCUCUGAUGAUGCAUUCUGUUCUAUCUGCCAUUGCGAGUAUAUGAUGGAUGAAGUUCUUGAUCAGCUUCCAUGUAAACACAACUUUCACAACCAUUGCAUCACAGUCUGGCUUAAAAAGUCUGGAACAUGCCCAGUGUGUCGUCACAAGCUUUAUACAGACAGUGUGGACUAGCAGUCAUCGUACUAUUCACCAUCCAAACCCACGAUUAGGAUUGCUUUUAAAGUACACCGGCCUCUCUGAAUGAACACUGCAUGGUUGAAGAUAAACAUUAUUAUCCUACAUGUGGAAGGCAGAUUUAUUCAAGUGUACCUGUAAAUGUAAUGUGAAAAGACAUCAUUCUUUAUUGUGGCUCAAAAAUGUAUUUCUCUAUUUUUCAUACUGGCAAUGGCCGUCAUUGGGAAACUAAAAGAUUUUUCUGUUCUUAGGAAGGUGGUUAGAUGAUCAUGGAUGUUAAUUGUAUAAUCCAUUUUGUAUUACACACUGGAGAAGUCAGUUUGUAAAUUGAAGUCAGGAUUCAAAAUCAUAGUUUAGAUUUAUAAUGAAAAUCAGGUUUACAAAUGCACAUUGCUUGUCAAUGGAAACUGUUGGUGCAAAUGUCUUCCACGUACAGCCAUUACCGUUAUAUGUACAGUCCAUCACCAAUAAUGUGCCAUGAUAAGUUAAUUGUGUGAAUGACAAUCAAUUUCUUUCAAUAAAAAGAUUCUUUUGAAAGAAGGAAAGAAUCAUGUGCUGAAAAUAAUUUUAGCAUAAUAAGUUUAUAGAUCUCUGCCCUCCAAACAGCACUCAUAUUUGUCCAUCUGACUUGAUGAAACUCAAAUCAGGAAUAUCUGACCAUCAUAUCAUAAUAAAACUGUUCAACCUACACCAAGAACCAAAUAUUUAUUAUUGCUUUGCCAUAUUAAUAACUGUCAUCUUUAUACAUGUUAAAUGAUACAUUUUGUCAAGCUUAAAAUUCUCUUUCAUUUGAUAUAAAAAAAUAAUGUGAAUACUUCUUGCAUAAGAAGUAAAUGAUUUGAAGAGAAAGGUACCAAAAGUUGGUUUGGCAGGCAGUUUCCAUAUUUAAUAGGAAAUGCUAUAGAUAACAAGGUUUAUUAUACCUUUGAAAAUGAUGAUUUAAUCCAGAAAAAAUGAGCAAGGAAUAACAAAGAUCAUUCAUUUCAAAGUAGGGCUUGUGGUUCUUUUCUUUUUAAUAAUUUUUUUUCUUACUGACAACCACAGCCUACGAUAGGAUAAAAAAUAAUGGCUGAUCUUCAACAAAUCAGAAAGGUGAUGAAUGGAUGAAAAAAAAAUAUUACUGUUAGUCAUGCAGUGGAAACAUCUAAUUUUCCCAGAAUUAUAGAAAUGCUGGCAUGACUUGAACAAGUUAUUUCUCUGUCAAUUUUCUUGAUGGCAAGGUGUUGUAUCGUAAGGCAGGAAAUGAAAUAUCUGGAACUUUCAUGUUUCUUUGAAAUUUGAAUUCUACCCGCUAAAUGAUUUUUGGUACCCUCUCUACAAUUUAUCUUUCUCAUUCAUGCUUGUGAUUGAGGUAUAUUUAUAGAUUGCUAAUUCUCAUUUUCAUUUUUUUUCCUGAGACACACUGUAAAUCCCAUAUUGGAGUGAAGGAAACAAAAAAAAUGUCCAAAAUAUAUGCGUGUGUCACAUCAAUAAUCAGUCUACCUUCUUUGUCUCACCCACCCACUGGAGGUGAAGGUGAGACUAUGAGAUCCAAAUGGCAUCCAUCUCUUGUCCAUCCGACCUUCAUAAAUGUUAAAGUUUACCUGCAAAACUCUUUUAAUGAUGCAUAACUUUGUAAAUGUAAAUCAGCAAUCAAACGUGGGUGAUAGAUGUUCUUCGGGUACAUUCAUGUGGUCUCUGCAAUGGCAUGUAUGGUAUUGCGAUAAUUUUAGUUAGCUAUAAAUCAUGGACAUCAUUUUGAUCUAAGACCUCCGUAACAAGCUCUUAUAAUGUGUCAUGGUGCUUGCAGAUGUUUUAUCUCUGUAAAGUAAUAUAUAGAUAUUUUUAUUCUUAGGUGUAAAUACAGAUGUAUGUUCUUGUAUUAUAUACCAUUCACUGUAUCCUAUUAUAAAUGGUUCUACUAUGGAAAGAAACAAAUUUAUUCACUCGUGUCGGAGUGAAAAUAUUUUCCUGGAUAUUCAUGAACUUCCUAUGGAAAAAUGUGUAUGUACUCUACUGUAUGUGAUAGAGAGUGAUUUGUUUUGGGUGCUAUGCCUUCUUUGGAAGCAGAUUAAUAAAGAGCUUUUGGUAAUAUCAUUCAUUAAAAAAACGGAAAGUGAAUAAUGCAUUCCUAAGACCCAGUGAAAAUUUGAACAGAAAUCAUUAUUAUUCAAUUCUUUUUACUAACUUUACAAGAGUUUCGAUUGAACGGUUAUUUUUCAAACCAAUUAGCUGUCUUUGGUUUCUCUAUUUCAAAUGCAGUGGCAUGUUAAGGGGGCAAGAGGGGCAUGUGCUCAGGUGGCUUAAAAAAGGACCCCUACCCCACAAAAAACAAGAACAAAUUGAGCAAGAUAGGCUAUAGGUUUCAGAAUGUAUGAUUUCAAAACAAUUGACGUUGGAAGGGGCUCAAUAUAAGCACUUGGCCUUGGGAUAAGCCGUUAGCUGAUUUUCUUAGAUAUGCCCCUGUGUAAAUGUGCACUGAGUAACAAAGGGAUCCACAAGUGUUGAUUUUCAUGAUUUUUUAGUCCCACUUCUAGGUCACUAAAUACUUAGCUUGGUCAUAGAUAUAUCUUAGGAGUGUGAUUGACUACUCUCUAAACAAUUACAAAAAAGAGAAAAACUAGUGAAAAUAAAGUACAAAGCCAAAGGAAAAUGAUGAAUAAGACAUCGCACAGAUCUUGAAAAACUGGAUAAAGAUUUAAACUAAAGUUUAAAAACAUAUAGCUACAAUACAAAUAAUACAAUUUCAUUCAAUUUUUUACUGGUGGGCUUAUCGAUAUAUUCCUCAUUGAAUCAAUCUCGUUUUCUGUGGAUUUGUAUAUAUUCAGGUAAGCAGAAGAAAGCUUGAUUAAGCCAUUUAAUUAAAGUGAAUUUUCUCUUCCACUCAUUUACAUUAUCUUAAUUUCAUUGUGUUUUUCAUUGGACAUCAAUUGAGUUGUACCAAUUGCAACAUGGCCUUUUCUUGUGGAAAUAGUAUAUUUUGUCCUCUUGAAAAAAUCUUGCCUUUGUCAUUAACUAUUGUAAGUACUUGUAAUUGGUUUUACCUAUGUUUCAGUCUUUCAUUGUCAAUAAAGAUCUGGCAGAUUGUAUUGUUAUUAUCAUUUUUUUUUUUACUAAUGUUGAACAUUGCAUUUGAAAUACAUGUCCAUGUACAGCAAUAUUUUUUUUUUCAAUGUGAAAUAUUGAACCACACUGUCUUAUUUUCAUCAUUUCAUCAUGGUAAGAUCAAUUUAUUUGUGUGUACUUUGUUAUGAGAAGAUGCUAUUACUCCUGCCUUUUGUAUUAAACAUGGACAAGAGUACACAAGUUAGUUUGCAUAUCAUCUUAUGAAUAUAUUUCUCAAAAAUGCCUCGUACAUGUUUGCAUUUGUAACCAAAGGUAACUAUGGGUCAGAAAAGGAAGUAAAUUGGAGCAAGUAUGUACGUUUUGUUUUCUGUAGACCUACUCAUGCAAGUUUUGUAUGAGGAAGAUAGCCUUUUGUAUUCCAUGUGCAGUGAUAUGUUGAUUGUUACUGAGUUGAUGUCUGUAUGAUAAGUUAACUUUAUUUUUGCUGAUAUUGCUUUACUGGUGCAGUGAGUUUUAUUUUCGCCAUAUAGGUAAAUAAUUGCUGCCCCCAGAACUAAAGGGGAAGGAGAGAGAAGGGGGGGGGGGUACUUUUUACAUGUCCUCCUAAACGAAUAUUUUCUUUAUGCAAAACAUACUUAUGUUGUCAUUUCAUCGUGAAAAAGUAUACAACAGAUGUUAUCAACAUGAACAUCAUUGUAAUAAUGAUACAUGAAUUGUCUUGGUUUGAUUCAAUGUGUGAUUAAAAUCAAGAGAUCUUGGAACGAAUGGAGAACUUCA
Molecule: messenger RNA, 7219 nt
Organism: Lytechinus pictus (painted urchin)
Lineage: Eukaryota; Metazoa; Echinodermata; Echinoidea; Temnopleuroida; Toxopneustidae
Product: E3 ubiquitin-protein ligase RNF12-like
Exons: 6
Coding region: 695-3394 (899 amino acids)
Source: RefSeq, a predicted model, not a curated record